Messenger RNA from Condylostylus longicornis, 606 nucleotides. RefSeq lists its product as uncharacterized. The record is from RefSeq and is a predicted model, not a curated record. The coding region runs from base 1 to 606 and encodes 201 amino acids. The transcript has a single exon. Lineage: Eukaryota; Metazoa; Arthropoda; Insecta; Diptera; Dolichopodidae.
AUGGUGAUCUCAACGGAAAAAACAAAAUCACUCGUAGUAUCGAAAGAUCCCAUCAGAUGUAAAUUAGCCAUCAACGACAUUAUAAUAGAACAAGUUAUGUCCUUCAGAUAUCUUGGAGUGGAAAUAUCUUCAAACCAAAACCGUGAAGCAGACAACCGCGCACAAGUAAACAAGGCAGCAAGAGUGUCCGGAUGUUUGAAAGAUAUUAUAUGGAAAAAUAAGUACAUGAACCCCACAUCAAAAGUCAAAAUUUACAAAACAUGUGUAAGACCAAUUAUGACUUAUGCAGCAGAAACAACAUCAGAAACAUGUAGAACCAAAACUAACAAACGCACUGCAGAAAUGGCGAUUCUACGUAAUAUUAAUGGCUCUACAUUGCGAGAUCGUGUCCGCAGUUCUGAUAUAAGGAAAUCUUUAGAAAUCCAAGAUGUGGUUAGAUGGGUGAGGGAAAGAAGACGUGCUUGGAACGAUCAUAUAUCUAGAAUGGAUACCAGCAGGAUCGUAAAAAUAUCCAAAGAAGGAAUACCGGGCACCAACAGACCUCCAGGACGACCGCCCACAAGGGGGAUGGAUAGCUGGACUUCUACCUUACAGGAGGCUAAUUAG